Colletotrichum truncatum is the source of this 879-nucleotide messenger RNA. Its product is annotated as alpha-soluble NSF attachment protein. The record is from RefSeq and is a predicted model, not a curated record. Gene Ontology annotation, molecular function: syntaxin binding; soluble NSF attachment protein activity. Gene Ontology annotation, biological process: SNARE complex disassembly; intracellular protein transport. Lineage: Eukaryota; Fungi; Ascomycota; Sordariomycetes; Glomerellales; Glomerellaceae. Gene Ontology annotation, cellular component: SNARE complex; vacuolar membrane.
AUGGCUCAGGAUCCUCGCGCUCUGUUGCAGAAGGCAGACAAGACGCUCCAGAGCGCCAGCGGCGGCUUCAGCUUCUUCGGCGGCCGGGAGGACAAGUACCUGAAUGCCGCAGACCUGUACAUCCAAGCCGCGAAUGCCUUCAAGAUGCAAAAGCUCAACCGCGAAGCAGGCCAGGCCUUUGAGAAGGCAGCGCAGGUGCAGACCAACAACCUGAAGGAGCCCGACGAUGCGGCGAACACCAUGGUUGACGCCUUCAAAGCCUACCGCAAAGAUGACCCCGAAGCGGCUGUCCGCUGCCUCGACGUUGCCGUCAACCAGUACUGCGCCAAGGGUAACUUCCGCCGCGCCGCCGGACACAAGGAGGCGUUGGGUGAGCUGUUCGAGACGGAGCUUGGCGAUUCCAAGAGAGCCCUUGAGGCCUACGAGGCUGCGGCAGGGUGGUAUGAGGGCGAUAAUGCGGCGGCCCUCGCAAACAAGCUGUGGCUCAAGGUAGCAGACGUUGCGUCCCUUGAGGGCGACUACUACAAGGCAAUUGAAAACUACGAGAAAGUUGCAGCGGCCUCUAUCAACAACAACCUGAUGAAGUACAGCGUCAAGGACUACUUUCUCAAGGCCGGCAUAUGCCACCUCGCGACUGGCGACACUGUUGCCGCGCGCCGCGCCGUCGAGAAGUACGCCGACAUGGACCCCGGCUUCGCCCAGCAGCGCGAGUCCAUGCUCCUCAACGACCUGCUCGCGGCUGUCGAGUCCGGCAACCAGGAGGAGUUCACCGACAAACUGUUCCAGUACGACCAGGUCAGCAAGCUCGACAAGUGGAAGACGACGCUGCUUGUCCGCGUCAAGAACACCAUCGAGGAGCCCGAGAGCGAGUUUGCUUAA